GGACGAUGGGCAGAACCUCUGGUCCUGUAUCCUCAGCGAGGUGUCCACACGCUCCAGGUCUAAACUGCCUUCGGGGAAAAACGUCCUGCUGCUAGACCACUUCAGCUGUACUGUGUGCAUGCCCCCAGACCUUAUGAGCUGCCUGCCUGCUGGCUUGCUCUUUCCCAUCAAAGUAUCCUUUAGCCUGCAGGAAGAUACUCUCUGGGCUGGGAAUCCAGAAAAUCAUAAAUGUUAUGCUGCAAUCUAGUUUCAUGAUCACAUACAUUGUUUUCUGGGAUUACUGAUUCAUUCAGUACACAAGAUAAUGAAUAUGCUCCCUCAAUCGCUGAAUACUAUCUCCAUUAUUUGCUAGUACACCUCUACCUCGAUAUAACGCUGUCCUUGGGAGCCAAAAAAUCUUACCGUGUUAUAGGUGAAACCGUGUUAUAUUGAACAUGCUUUGAUCCACCACAGUGCGCAACCCUCUCUCCCCCCGGAGCACUGCUUUACCAAGCUAUAUCCAAUUUUGUGUUAUAUCGGGUGUCAUAUCGAGGUAGCGGUGUACUGCAUCAGACGUACAUUCCAGAAUUAAGCUUUUGCCCCCAGGACAGACUUCAGGAAGUUUGUCCUGCAAUGAUAGUCAAAUAGUUUAAGCAAGUCCCAACUGAACCCUGUCAUGCUAUACUAAAUACACCAAUCUAGUAAAUUCAGCUCACAAUUGUUACCACAGAGGCAACGCUGUAGCACAGUGGUUUUCAACUUCUUCCAUACUACAGCCACCUCCCAUUUCCCAGUAUGGGAGAUGUGGGUUGAUUGCAACCUUGAGGUGGAGAACUCAUUCCAAGUAACUCUCCUUUGUGGGGAGAUUGAACAAGUACCAGGUCCAGUGCUGUAACAAGGGCGAGGCGAGUGAGGCACUUGCCUCGGGCGCCUAAAGCUGAGGGAUGCAGAAAGGCCCCAGAGUGUCCCUGCCAGAAUGAAAGCUGCUGCUGCCUUGGCAACAGGAUGCCAGCAGGCAGCUUCCGGCUGAGGCAGUUUCUGCACAUCAGGAGGGGGAGAGGAGGGGCACACAUGUGCUUCUCAGCCCUCCCCUCCCCCAGCACCCACCUGGAGGAGAUGCCUAGGGGGCUUCCAGUGAGAGUCAGGAUCAUCUGCAUCCAGUGGAUCUCACUCACCUGAGCAGCUUCUGGGGCUUUGGGGAAGAUGGUGCAGGAAAAACUAGCUUAAUAGGCAAACUUCAAGGAAUAGAAGAGUACAAGAAAGGAAGAGGAAUGGAAUACUUGUACUUAAAUGUGCAUGAUGAAGAUAGAGAUGAUCAAACUAGAUGUAAUGUGUGGAUUUUGGAUGGUGAUCUGUAUCAUAAAGGUCUCCUUAAAUUUGCAAUGGAAGCUAACUCUCUAAAGGACACUCUGGUUAUGCUGGUCAUAGACAUGUCUAGGCCUUGGACUGCAUUGGAUUCCUUACAAAAGUGGGCAAGUGUUGUAAGAGAGCAUAUUGACAAAUUAAAAAUUCCUCCUGAAGAAAUGAAAGAAAUGGAACAAAAGUUGGUAAGAGAUUUCCAGGAAUAUAUAGAACCAGGAGAGGAUUUUCCAGCUUCUCCACAGAGAAGAAAUACAUCAAUACAGGAAGACAAAGAUGACAGUGUGAUUUUGCCGUUGGGUGCAGAUACGCUAACAUGUAACUUAGGCAUUCCAGUAGUAGUAGUUUGCACAAAGUGUGAUGCCAUUAGUGUCCUGGAAAAAGAACAUGACUACAGAGAUGAACACUUUGACUUCAUUCAGUCACAUAUCCGACGGUUUUGUUUACAGUAUGGUGCAGCACUUAUUUACACUUCAGUAAAGGAAAACAAAAAUAUCGAUUUAGUGUAUAGAUAUAUUGUCCAGAAAUUAUAUGGAUUUCCUUUCAAUGUGUCUGCUGCUGUUGUGGAAAAAGAUGCAGUAUUUAUUCCUGCAGGAUGGGAUAAUGACAAGAAGAUAGGAAUAUUGCAUGAAAACUUUCAGACACUAAAAGCAGAUGACAGUUUUGAAGAUAUCAUAACAAAACCACCUGUCAGAAAGUUUGUGCAUGAAAAAGAAAUAGUAGCAGAAGACGAUCAAGUGUUUCUUAUGAAGCAGCAGUCUCUAUUAGCGAAACAGCCACCUACUGCAGCUGGAAGGCCAGUGGAUGCUUCGCCAAGAGUUCCCGGAGGCUCCCCUAGGACACCAAACAGAUCAGUAACAUCCAACGUGGCCAGUGUCACACCUAUCCCUACUGGCUCAAAAAAAAUUGAUCCUAAUAUGAAAGCUGGAGCCACAAGCGAAGGCGUCCUAGCUAACUUCUUCAACAGUUUGCUGAGUAAAAAAACUGGUUCCCCAGGCGGUCCUGGCGUUGGCGGUGGCAGCCCUGGAGGAGGGGGCAGUGGAGGUGGUGGCAGCAAUUUACCACCAUCAGCAAAAAAGUCAGGCCAGAAGCCAGUAUUGACUGAUGUUCAGGCAGAAUUGGAUAGAAUUUCACGAAAACCUGAAAUGGUCUCUCCCACAACACCUACAUCCCCCACAGAAGGUGAAGCUUCUUGAAGACACCAAAUAAAGCAAUUUAUUCAGUUUUCUGGGAUAAUUUAAACUUGCCUCUGCCUCUUCCUUCAGUGACUGGAACUAGACAGCUGAAACACUUUUUCAGAGAAGGACAAACAGUUGAUGUCUUGAUUUCAUGUGUUGCCCAGCUUUACAAAAGGGAGCUAAUACAGAUGGAAAACUAUACCACACCAUAUAGGAGUACUGUUCACGGUGCAACUUAAAGAAUUAACUAAUUCCCGGAUUUUGUUGAAAAGUUGGUGUAAUUGUGUAAAAUGGCACAUAUGUCCACUUAAUCAUAUAAUGUUAAAGGCUGCUUAAAGAGUUGGAAAAUGAUAUGUAGCAUGGGCACUU
Messenger RNA from Gopherus flavomarginatus (Mexican gopher tortoise), 2885 nucleotides. RefSeq names its product dynein cytoplasmic 1 light intermediate chain 1 (gene DYNC1LI1). Lineage: Eukaryota; Metazoa; Chordata; Testudines; Testudinidae. Gene Ontology annotation, cellular component: cytoplasmic dynein complex; centrosome. The record is from RefSeq and is a predicted model, not a curated record. Gene Ontology annotation, molecular function: dynein heavy chain binding. The transcript is spliced from 14 exons. Gene Ontology annotation, biological process: microtubule cytoskeleton organization; microtubule-based movement. The coding region runs from base 1251 to 2534 and encodes 427 amino acids.